Molecule: messenger RNA, 1536 nt
Organism: Mollisia scopiformis
Lineage: Eukaryota; Fungi; Ascomycota; Leotiomycetes; Helotiales; Mollisiaceae
Exons: 2
Coding region: 186-1205 (339 amino acids)
Source: RefSeq, a predicted model, not a curated record
AGCUCCACGUAUAUCAUUGGAGCUUCUUGUGUUACAGAUGACAUUCUUUGGGAACUUGCAGACUGGCUUGCAUGCGAGUCACGUAAAGAAAGCAGGAAUUCUCGUCACCCCACGACAGACCUUCUAAAUUCUUGAAACCUCAUUUUGUAAGAUACUGAGACGCUCGACAGCAAAUCGACCUCAAUAUGGAAGUUCAUGAUCCAGAGAAUAUUGAAAUCGAUCAGUAUGAUAUCAACGCAUCACUCAUUCCAGCAGAAGGCGCCGUCGUGCUGAACUCAUCUUGCUUGAACGUCGAAGUGGAAGAAAUACAAGGAGGAGAUGAGCCUGGAGAUGAAGCUUCGGGAAACCUAUUAAGCAGCACGGAACAGGAUUCUUCCCCAGACAAUCUCGAUGCUUCGGACCAGACAUCUGUGCAAGAGCCAACAGAUCUCGAGAGGAGGCUUUCUCUUUCUGCUCAAGUUGAUAUUGCUACAUCGCGGAUACAAGAGGCCAUGAACGGAGCCAUAGACGCAAUGAUCGAAAAGCUGAGAAGUAUUCGAACAGAUUCCUCAAAGGAUGACAUUGAAGCGGAAAGUAGUGCUUCGCUUUCCAUUCAUACGCUGCCAGGCGUGAGUGUUGAGCCCAUCAACUAUGACGUGCCACAAAUAUUCCUUACCUGGCCGCAAGACCUGCGAAACCCUGAAGUUAUCCAAGGGGAGGCGCGUCUCUGGCAAGAAGCGCUAGCAAAGGCCGACCUAGACCAGAUCCCAGAGAUGUGGACUUCAACUAUUUGGAAACCUGAGACUAAGAAAUCUCUCAUCGCACAGAUGGCUCUUGCUCUGAAACCAACAAUUUCCCAAAAUGAAGAUUCAGAUGCAUUAUUUGACGCAAAUUCUGCAAUCAUCGUCCCAUGCAUUGGACAAAUGAUACAGUCCGACAUCGACGAAUUGCGUGAGCGGAGCAUGUAUCGUGAUUAUGCCAAGUUUGAUCAAUACCCUGAAAUUCUGGCGAAGAUAUCUAUCGAAGCUUUGAAGCUUAUCCGGCCAACAAUGACUCUCGGGACUCUUCUGCAAAGAUGCGAAGAGAAGAAGGAGGAUUUCAAGCCCGUAUUAUUUUCCACUCCCUUACUUAAUCAUACUGACCUCUUGGCUCUGUUGAUAAGCAUUCAUGCGUUGAUGCUGGGACAUGGAGCCUUGAUUACUGGUUAUCUAUAUUUGAGCGCAUAAUCCAUAUCCCACAUUCUAGAGGUUUUGGCGACCACUUCCUCUUCUUAAGUGUCACAUUUGCCGAGAUUGAGAGGAUAUCCUUCGAGUGUCUUACACUCUGUGGCCAAUUUCGGCCAGAAACGGAGCUACCCGAGAGAAUGACAGUCUUCUCCACCCGCAACUUUGAUAUCCAUAGUCUUGUCACCGUUUCGGGACUAACUCCGGUAUGGACUUUACAUGUGAAUAACCACCUCCGAUUGGACUACAGUAACGUCGACGAAGUCAAGCUGAUGUUAUAUUGGUUUGAUCCUUUUCUACCUAUAUGUCCUUCAUGGUGAGCUUGACUGUUUAA